Phalaenopsis equestris is the source of this 976-nucleotide messenger RNA. Its product is annotated as probable WRKY transcription factor 70. NCBI's taxonomy places the organism in Eukaryota, Viridiplantae, Streptophyta, Magnoliopsida, Asparagales, Orchidaceae. Bases 34 to 768 code for a protein of 244 amino acids. The transcript has 3 exons. Gene Ontology annotation, biological process: regulation of DNA-templated transcription. Gene Ontology annotation, molecular function: sequence-specific DNA binding; DNA-binding transcription factor activity. The record is from RefSeq and is a predicted model, not a curated record.
CCUCCUUCAUCUAAACCUUACCAUUGCAGACUAAUGGCAGACCUUACUGGCCGUCAAUCUUCCACCGCAAUCGACCAUCUAAGCCGAGGCUUCGAGCGUCUGACUCAACUCCUCGCCCUCCUCUCCUCCUCUCCGGCGAAGUCAACCACCACAUCACCGGCCAUCGUGCUCGUCGAAAACGCCAUGCGCUGCAUUGCCACCGCUCUCUCUGUGCUGCAAACCGGAGAUGAAGAUGGUCGGAAGGGUUCGGAUUCUCGGAAAAGGAAUAAAGGGAGGAUGGAGUCAUGGAGGAUUGUCACUUCAGUGCCACAUUUUGAUGGUCAUCAGUGGCGCAAGUAUGGCCAGAAGCGCAUUCACAGCUCAGUGUUUCCGAGAAGCUACUACAAGUGCACGCACAACAAAGACCAAGGUUGCCAAGCAACGAAAACAAUCCAACGGAAGGAAGACAACAACUCCAAUCCUCCACAGUUCGUGGUCAGCUACAGCAUGCAUCACACUUGCAAAGCCAAAGAGACUCAAGAAAUCCCCUUUGUAAUGGAUUCAUUAGCCAAUACUAAUGAGCAUUCUACUUACAUUAGCCAAGCAGCGUCCCCUGAUCAUUCGCUAGCAUUGGAUCUACAGGUAGAAGAUUUUGAGCCGGAGAGUCUAAUGGACUCCAUGCUUUCUCCUCCUAAUGAGCUUAAUGGAGAGACGAAUUGGUUCGAUGGCGACAGCAUGAUGUCACCUUUGCCUGCUUUCGAAUUUGAUUGGAAUUACCAGAUGAGUUAGUUGUUAAGUGGGAUAAUAAGGUAGGUUGAGUUUAUAUGUAAAAGUACGAGACAGCAGUGGCUACAUAUUUAGGCUUGUAUGAUGAUCAUGUUUAUGGUCGUUUAAGAGCAGUUAUCAUAAGCUCUGCAUGAAGAAGUUUGUGUAUAGAGUCUCAUAAAUUUAGCUGAGAGAAUUUUCUAUUAGUUUACUAUUUGAAAAUUUGCUUGUU